Molecule: messenger RNA, 2352 nt
Organism: Komagataella phaffii GS115
Lineage: Eukaryota; Fungi; Ascomycota; Pichiomycetes; Pichiales; Pichiaceae
Exons: 2
Coding region: 1-2352 (783 amino acids)
Biological process (GO): ubiquitin-dependent protein catabolic process; establishment or maintenance of cell polarity
Cellular component (GO): MUB1-RAD6-UBR2 ubiquitin ligase complex
Source: RefSeq, a predicted model, not a curated record
AUGAGAGACUCAAAUUAUAAAUCGGUAUCUUCGAACCGCGCAGCAGUGAGCAUCACAACCAGUCUGUAUGAUCGGAGGGCGUUGGAUUGUACUUCUGAUAAACCUUUGGUCAACUCCUUGAAUCAUCUUACGUUUUUGCUUUCAACAAGUGGCAAGGUAAGAGAGACUGUGUCUACUGAUGGUGGUUUGGAGAGGCUGAUUGAUAUACUGCAAGAAUGUCAACAACCUGAGUCCCCGAAACACUGGGCACUUGUAGGAUGGAAAUGGACUUUGACCUUCCAAAGUUUGGUCUUCAUAGGUACAAGGGGAACCGAAAAAAUAAGGAGGAAAGUGGUACAAGCUGGAAUAAUUCCAAUAUUGGCCACUAUCUUAGAUAACUACCUCUACCAAGCCUCAAAGGGAAACAGUAACGGUAAUUCUAAUGUUACUAGUACCAGUAAGACUCCCAUGAUAGAAUCUGGGCCAGUUGGUAAUGUCUCUCCAGCUGACGCAGUAAUGGAAGAUCAUACAAUUGUAUCUACUGGAAAUGAAAUGAACAUUAACGACUUACCUCUAGAGCUGAAUAGUAUUGACGAUAUUGGUGAAAAUAAAUCAAGUGUGUCAAUACUUAACAAUAACAAUGACGAAAAUCCGCUAAAUUCUCCAACUAACGAUUUAUUGGAUGACAAACUUUCUUUUGCUUCGUUUUUAACUGACUUAAACGAAGGUGCGGGAAAUACAACUCAGGAGCUACUGGAUUACGUGAAUUUAUCGGAUUUGAAUGAUAAUAUCAUCUCCGAAGUUGUGAAGACGCCCGCUAUCAACAAUAUAUUGUCAAACAUGAACAGAAAGAGCAUCUUAAAAGAGUUCAGGCAUUCGACCCAACUGAGAUUGAUUCGCAUUCUUUACCCCAACGUUUCAGUCCAAUUCCCCAGAGUAUUCAAGAACGGUAUAUUAGUACCAACAGCUGAUGAUGUGCUUUGGUCUCUGCAGCUGCUUGCUUUUAUAUCCAAAUAUUCAUCCUUGAGGCAUGAGCUUAGUAAUACCUUCAUCAUCAAAGGAAUGAGCCUUCGUGCAAAGGAAGAAGGCACAAAACAAAAGAACUCGCCACUUCAUAAUAACAUCACCUUGCCAGCACUCGAAAUGGAUGAUGAUAUUCGAAGUGUUUCUUAUGAGGAGGAUAUUGAACAGAAAGAUCAUAUAAUGAUGGACGUUGACGCUGCUUUUGACGAUACUAACCCUCUCAGUGACAUCCAUCAUCAAGGUCUAGCCAAAUCAACCGAUUAUAUCAAAUGUAAAGUUAAUCUCGAUUGUUUGAUACAACACGAGCUGGUCAGGCUAAAGAAAAGAAACUCAGAUCUUUUGAAAGAAGAGCAUGAUGCAUUAACUUCUCAAUGGUGUUAUGAUACUUAUGACUUUUGGCAAGAAGAUGGCCGUAAAUCGCAGGAUCUUGACCCGGCUGUGUUACCAUAUAUGCAAUUGAAUAUUUUUCCUCUUGUGGAGAAGUUCACGAUCAAAUCUGAGUACUUGAAGGACAUUUCAUACUGGUCUGGUGUUAUAAUGAGAAAUUCUUGUCGAAAAGACGAAACGAGGGGUGGUGUGAGGCAAUGUGCCUGCAUAUCCUGUGGAAAAUGGGAAACCAUGCCUAAACAAUUUGCCAAGUGCCGAAGAUGUAAACGAACGAAAUAUUGCUCCAAGGAGUGUCAAUCGAAAGCUUGGGAGUAUCACAAACAUUGGUGUGUGGCAGUGCAAUCUGGUUCGUCAGCUUCUAGUUCUGUUAACCAAUGUUCUUCACAAACUGAGCAAACAUCCUCACAGACUGAAACAGAAACACAGUCUCAAUUAUCAACACAGACACAGGAGAUACCGAGAGAUGAUAGUGUCAAUAUCAACACACAACAAACCAGCGAUGAACAUCAAUUGGAUCAUGGAUCGAUGUUUUUAAGAAGGAGGCUUACUCAGGCACCCCGAUUUAGUUCUCGUCCACUAACCCCAGCAUCCGGUUUGCAAAGGAUCCAGGCUUAUUCUGGUGAAAGUUCUGACGAAUCACAAACAAACGAACAAACUUUGGCCCUAACAAACUUACUCCGCAACUAUAAUUUACAAUUAGAGGAAAUUGAGCGACGUAUGUCUGAAGUGGAAUCAAACCUGGUGUCAACGCAACGAGAACAAGAAGCUGAGGAUUCUACCGAUCAAGAUCUUCAACAAGAUUUGCAAAAUGAAGCACAGUCUCUACAACGAGAAUUGAACGAACUUUUAAGAGCUCAUCAACAGGUACAAUCCUCAUUCGUAUUCCAGCGAACAGCAUUAACCCGUUCGAUAAAUUUUAGUCAAGAAAAUAACACUAGUUCGAAUGACGAAUCGAAUAGUUAG